AAAGACGCACAGAACCAAGAGAGAGUUUUGUACCGCUCCCUUUCCCCUCUCUACCUGCUCAAACCUGCUCUAGGGUUUUCCAUUACCAAAUCUGAUUUCUUCCUCAGCUACACUGUUUUGAAUUCCGCAGCUACAACGGUAUGCCUUUGCAUCUCAACUCGUUUCAGGUUUUGGCAUGAUGAGGAUAACAGACCAUAGAAGCUUGGAAAUAUGUUGUCAAGGAAUGGUGGUUUAAUACCUAUGCUUCGCUUUGUUCUAGAUCUUCGAAGUUCCUAUAUAUGAACUUAUGAAUGGUCUGAUAAAUGGUUUAGGGGAAAAUUGAAGGGCUGUAUUUACCUUUUCGUCGUACUUUUUCAAAAUAGAAUUUUCUUGGGGAAACCGCCUGUUGCUAUGGGGUCUUCUUCUGGUACUUGUGAAAUUGUUGAAGCAAGGGAAGAGCGAAAUCCAGUUCAACAUUCUAGAGGAGCCGAUCAACUGAAUUCUGGAUUCCGGGCGGAUGGUAAUCAAAGGCCUUCCUUACUGAAAUUGGGAUAUAAGGAAUCUCUUGAAGACGAUAUUAAUAAACUUUUUGAGGCUAUCAGUCUUAAAACUUCAUCCAAGGACUUAGGUGCUUCAAACCAAGUAGGCACAAGUACCAGCCCCUUAAGGAAGAAUGCUUUGAAAAAGCCAAUUACAAUGGGCAUGCCCCAGUCACCAAAACAUGGAAACCAUGAGAAUUUGUCUCUGAAACAGGCAUUAAGGGAGCUUUGUAUUUCUAAGGCAUCGGAAAUGGCUGCUAUGAAACGUCUAUCAAAGCCAAUCAGUUCUCCUCGGAUCUCUGAAGCUGGGAGGAUAACGAGUUUGUUCAAUGCAGUUCUAGUUGAAGAAGCCAGGGUAUCUGGUCUCUCCCAAAAUGAAACAAAAGGAAGUGUUCUUGAAAUAUCACUGGAGCCAGAUGAUGGAAAAUCAAACUCUUUCGGAAAGAUGCCUCAGCAACUUGAGUUGCAUAAGAAGAAGUUGCCGAACCAAACAGCAAAGUCUUCACCUCAGUUUUCUGUUUCAACAACACAAAAUGGUACUGGGAUAACACCAAUGCAAAACGAUGGUAUUUCUGCUUCAAUGAAAGUUGAAACUCAGGCAUUAAAGACGCCGAAUGUAAGUUCUAAUUCUUCUCCUCGUUUUGGUGCUCCAUCUAGACCCAAUUGUGUUGGGGACAUGUCUGUACAGAAUGAGAUUGUUUCUCCAUCCAGAAAAGUGAGAGCUCAGACAUUAAAGUCAACAAACCAAAGUACUCAGUCUUCUCCUGGCUUUGCAGUUUCGUCAGCUCAAAAUAGUUCUGGUAUGGGAACAAUGCAAAUGGAAUUCAUGCCUACGUCGAGAAAAGUAGGAACUCAAGCAUUAAAGUCACCAAACCAAAGUGCUCAUUCUUCUCCUCGACUUGCCGUUCCAUUAGCAGAAAAUGGGACAGAAUCCAAAUUGAUGCAACAUGACAUUGUUCUUACACCAAGAGAAGCUGCGACUCAAGCAGUAAGGUCUGAGCUGGUGCCAGAAGAGAGGCUGACACCUUCACCAUAUACAUCUUGUUCUGAUAUUGGCAACAUUAUGUUAGAGCAGGACAAAAAUGCUCUUGAGUCAACCAAAUUAUCUAAUAAGGCAUCAUCACCAAAAUCAGGGCGAAAAAGCAGGUUACAUACAGUGCCUCCAUCUAGUUCAGUGAAUGCUACCAGGGUAAACAAGUCAAGUAGAAACACUACCCGUCUAAUGAAACCGGUUCUCAGGAACAGGAGUUUUGUUAAGAAGAAAGUAAAGCAGAAUUCAGCUUCUGCUAUGCGCACGUCUAAUUCACAUUCCAAAGUAAACAUGGAUCCUGAUACAAGUCAAUUAGUUUGCCCAAAUUGUCAAUGUACUUUGCAAAAUGCAGUGAAUCAGGGUUCUCCAGUUUCCCACUCUGUCAAUCUUAGUACUGAAGUUGGCCCAACCAAUGUGACCUCUGGUGUGAGGAAGCCAGGCUUCAACUCCAAUAACUGUGACAGAAGUGAAGAUCCCAGUGUGAAAGUAAAGGACUCAAAGUCAAAAGAAAAGGGGGAGUUUUCCCAUAGCUCAAAAAGCAGCCUCGGAGAGUAUAGUAGCAGUACAAGUAUCAGUGAUGAUAGCAAUUUAAGUGGGUCUAGUUGUGGCAACAGACCUCAUAUGUCAAAGGAUGUGAGGUGGGAAGCUGUACGCCUUGUUAAGAUGCAGCAUGGGGUCUUAGGAUUGGGACAUUUCAAUCUUUUAAAGAAGCUUGGUUGUGGUGAUAUAGGUACAGUAUAUCUUGCUGAGAUGAUUGGUACGAACUGUCUAUUUGCAAUAAAGGUCAUGGACAAUGAAUUUUUAGCUAGGAGAAAGAAGAUGCCCAGGGCUCAAACUGAAAGAGAAAUAUUGAGGAUGCUAGAUCAUCCUUUUCUCCCAACACUAUAUUCCCAAUUCACAUCAGAUAAUUUAUCAUGUCUAGUUAUGGAGUAUUGUCCCGGUGGAGAUCUACACGUUCUGAGGCAGAAGCAGCCCGGCAGGAAUUUCCCUGAGCCAGCAGCCAGGUUUUAUGUUGCUGAAGUCCUCCUUGCUCUGGAGUACUUACACAUGCUGGGCAUUGUCUAUCGAGAUCUGAAGCCGGAGAAUAUUCUUGUCCGAGAAGAUGGCCAUAUCAUGCUCACGGACUUUGACCUCUCACUCAGAUGCUCUGUUUCUCCAACUCUCUUAAAAUCAUCUUCAUCUGAUGUGGAACCACCAAAGAUUUCUGGUCCGUGCACACAGUCUAAUUGCAUGGAGCCUUUCUGCAUUGAACCCUCCUGUAAAGUUCCGUGCUUCAGUCCUAGGUUUUUACCUGCUGCAGCAAAAGCAAGGAAGUUGAAAGAUGAGCUCGCAGCGCAGGUUAGGUCAUUGCCGCAGCUUGUGGCUGAGCCUACUGAUGCUCGUUCCAAUUCCUUUGUUGGAACCCAUGAAUACUUGGCUCCGGAGAUCAUCAAAGGAGAGGGCCAUGGAGCUGCAGUCGAUUGGUGGACUUUUGGCAUAUUCCUCUAUGAGCUUCUAUAUGGUAGAACACCCUUUAAAGGUUCUGGGAACGAUGAAACUCUGGUCAAUGUGGUGUUGCAGAGCCUCCAGUUCCCAGACAGCCCCCUCGUUAGCUUUCAGGCAAGAGAUCUCAUCAGAUCGCUGUUAGCAAAGGAGCCUGAGAAUAGAUUGGGCUCAGAGAAAGGGGCUGCUGAGAUCAAGCAGCACCCAUUCUUUGAGGGCUUGAAUUGGGCAUUGAUACGUUGUGCCAUACCACCAGAACUACCAGAGUUCUAUGACGUCGGAUAUCCAAGUACGAAUUCUCAUGACAAGAGCAGGUUUGUAGAGUGUAAAGCCACGGGAGAGCACCUUGAGUUUGAGUUGUUUUAGUGAAAGCUUAUCACUGGUUUUCGAAUCAGAUCUAUGAAGGGUCUCCUCUCUUCUUGUAAUUAGCAUUUAGCUUAUAAUGUAAAUCUGAUGAGACUAUUGUGUACAAGCUUCCAUCGUUGGCAAGAAAAGGUCCAAUUGGCAGCUGCAAAGAAGAAUAUGGCUUGAAGUUACGAAUCUUCCAGUUUCUUUCUUUACAUGGCUGGAGGCUCCGCUCACUUGCAUAAAUGCAAAUUUGCUGGCUUCCCCAUCUCUUCUUCUCACACCCAUCAAAUCGGCCGAAGGAUUUGGCGUUUUGAAUUUAUGGCAACUUAGCUGCACCUGCCAAGGGGAACUCCGACAUACCUAAGCUGGAUUGUAAGUAAAGCUCUCCAUUUAAGUGAAGUGAUGUCAAAACAUUUGCAAGCUCUUGUUUAUCUGGAACACAUAGAUCAACGAUAAUAUGCCUGUCAUUUGGAUUUUCCUCUCUGUAUUUGUUACUGUGUCACUCUUGUUUGAUGCUUGUCCAAUUCCGAAUGAUUGGGGCUCGGAAAA
Tripterygium wilfordii is the source of this 3927-nucleotide messenger RNA. RefSeq names its product serine/threonine-protein kinase KIPK2-like. Gene Ontology annotation, molecular function: ATP binding; protein serine/threonine kinase activity. Gene Ontology annotation, biological process: protein phosphorylation. NCBI's taxonomy places the organism in Eukaryota, Viridiplantae, Streptophyta, Magnoliopsida, Celastrales, Celastraceae. The coding region runs from base 391 to 3396 and encodes 1001 amino acids. The record is from RefSeq and is a predicted model, not a curated record. Gene Ontology annotation, cellular component: cytoplasm; nucleus; plasma membrane. The transcript has 3 exons.